Messenger RNA from Schistosoma intercalatum, 3549 nucleotides. The record is from the annotation of a GenBank genome assembly. NCBI's taxonomy places the organism in Eukaryota, Metazoa, Platyhelminthes, Trematoda, Strigeidida, Schistosomatidae.
AUGUCAGUUAGGAGGUAUACUGAUCCUGUAUAUCUCCAGUUUGUGUGGAAUGCAAUUGAAGCAUGCUCAAGAGAUUCCAUCGAAUCUUCUUUUCACGAGUUGUUGUCCUUUAUUCAAAGAGAAUGUGAUUCUAGAUGCACUGCAGGAAAACUGCAAAACGAACUCUCAAACGCUAUAAGCGAUGGUUGUAUAGAAUGUAACCAACGCUGUUAUGUGAAACGCGAUCCAAUGCCCAAAGUGAAGGAUAAACAUGAUUGGUAUUGCUUUGAAUGUCACGGACCAGGUCAUGUUGUAUCUUGUCCAACUUGUUUCAGAGUAUACCACCCCGAUUGCUUGCCAGUUGCCUUAUCAUCACAACUGUCCUCUGUUAUACCGUGUGAAUCUGGUGGAUCCGAAGCCGAUUCAAAUAUGUCCAGUGGAUUCCCACCUACUAGCCCAUGUCCUGUUUGCCAGCGGUUGUCGCGAGCAUCUAAUAUAUCAAAUCCUAGCACCCCAUCGGAGUUACAUAAAAUCUUCCAGGUUGUCCUUGAUCGGAUCCGCAACAAAGUCAAUUGGAAAACAAUGCAGGUUGUUGGUUAUUUAAACGAACCUUUACGAAAUAACUACCUCGUAUUACGGCAAAUUAAUACUCGUCUUAUAACCGAACGUAUGCGAGCAGAUCCAUCAUCUAAAGAUUGUUAUCCUAAUCGAACCUCCCUUCUGAUUGAUGUGGAUUUACUAAUUCACAACACCGCCAUUUUUUACGGUUCUAAAAACGAUAUGAGCAAUAUGGCUCGACAGAUACGAUCUCAGCUAGAACGAGAAUUGCGAGAAUCAUCUUUUUGCAUAGAUUGUUACUUGCGUCUUCACUCAGCAUCAGUAAAUAAAUUAACAGCACCUUGUCGGGUUGCUCAUCGUCUCCUUUGGUUCCAACACAAUGGGUGGUCCUUUCGCCCUUGCAAAAUGUUAUAUGAGAGUACGGAGGGCUACGAAGUAGUUUGCUUUGGUGGACGACAUGAGAGAGUUUUUGUCCCACUAGCGAGAGCAUUUGAUAUGAAUUUUACAGCAGAUGAACUUGGUUUACGAGAAACACCACCUUUGAAAAAAGCACUGAAUGAAGCUGAAGAGUACAAAACAAACCAAGCUAUUUUUGAUCAGCAAAUGAAGAAUUCUGAUCAUCUGCCAAACAAGAUGCUGGCUGAACCUAUCUCGAUAGAUUCGAUAAGAAACAAUCUAAUCAAUGAGUCUAUAUCUAAUGGAACAUUCCUGAAAAGUGCUACUUCUCCGCCUUUAAAAAAGAAAAGACCUGGUAGGCGUCCACUAUCUACUAGAUCUCACAAUGAAGAUUUCAACGUAUCGCCUGAAAUACAGGUUUUCAAAUCUCGUAAAUCCACUGGAGCAAAUUCACCUGUGUGGUGUCCUGUGUCACAGCAUUCUACGUCUCGACGUGACUCACAUUGGUCGGAUAAUAUGAAGAAUGUUACUGAAGAUAACUUAACUUCCUUAUCGUCACUGAACAGUGACAGUGAUGGUCCGGAAACCAAGUGCCGCAUUUCAGAGCCUACUCCUGAGAAUCCAAGUGUAAAUAAAUCGUCUAUGAAACUAUCGAUACCUCUCCUACCUACUCCAACAAAAAGAAAGUCACAUAAAAGAAAGCGAUGCAACGAAGCACACUCAAGACCUAGUUUCUCCAACGGCAUAUCAGCUGUCCCUCCGAGCUGUGACUCUAGUUCAUCCGAGCUUUCAACAGCGUCUUUUGCGGCUAAAACACAACGGACUAUACGCAUUAAGCCGUUGCCUUUUAGAAGUGAAAACAACGACAUUCCUCUUUCUGUGAAGGAAACCAAUCAGUCUCUCCCUCGAUUGACCUGUGUUGACAGUCAUGUCGUGCGUACAGAACCUGUACACAGCAUGUCCUCCUCGUCCUCUGCUGCAUCUGGUCCUUCAUCGGACCGUACAACUGUUCCUGCCCUUGCCUCUUCUGGUGGCCAUACCCCUCCUGAUUCAUCAGCUUUUUCGGCCUCUUCAACAUAUUCCGAUUUCUCCAAAAAAUCACGUGGACGUCCGCCUAAGACUCAUAAAUCUACCAAGUCCUCUUUGCCUUCAGCGAGCGCCAAAUGUGCUACCGAAAAUUCUGAUGAUUGUUCUUCCACCCCGUUACUGUUAUCUGCAAGAAAUACCUAUGAACCCCCAGCUAAUAACAAGCAUAGUCUUCUUACAAUACCGAUAAGUUCUCCUAUUCGUUCAGAUAGGCUAACCGUUGCAGAUGAAGAUAAACAACAUCCAGUGUGUUCUUUAUCACCGCCUUCAUCCUUAUCAGAUGCAGAGUCGGAUUUGUCUUCUCUUUCUUCUUCAUCCUCCACCGUGUCAUCAUCAUCUCAGUUGUCUUCUUCCUCGCUGUCUUCAACAUCCACACUUUCAUCUCCUGCUCUACGGUUAUCCUUCUCUACACUAAAACCAAAGAUAAAUGACGAACUGUCGACCGCUCGAGUCAAGCAAAAGUCGUCAAAAGACAUCUUAACACCUUUCCAAAGUCAGUUAACUCUCAAAACACGUGAUAAUAAGGAAGGGACAAAAGAAGCUGAUAGUAGUCAACACGUUCCCAAAUUAACUAAAUCAAUUAAGUCGUCUCGCCAUAACUUGGAAAUGAAGGGACAUUUCCGACCGUCUUCGCGAUCUACUGCUACAAAUACUUUCAAAAAUACAGAAUUGAAUAAUGACUAUCAGGAUGAAGACGUCGGAUUCUGUAUGGUUUCUCCGGAAAAGAGUCUAAAACCUGAAAAGGUAACCGGAAUUCUGCGCAUUCCUGGCGAUGGUAGUAAUUCUGUUGACAAUAAAUCUCUGGGUUCUUCGGCACCCAACUCAUCCGUCAAAAAUUUCGCUUUUGAUAGCCCCAAUACCAAACUCAGUUCUAAAACCGUUCAUCCUUCUGGCUGGUCUAGUGGGCCGAAAAUAUUGUCUACAUUUAAUGAUCAGCCAUCUGCAGCGCCUCAGCUUACUCAUCCAACUGGAGCAAAUGUCUCCACCGGUCCAACUCCUCCUUCGAACUCUUCAGCAUCUUCUUCAUGUUACUCUUCAGUGUCACCAGCUGCUCUUUCAUCUACGUCUGGUUUAGGUUCUAGUUUAAGUGAUCCGAAAUCAGUAGACGCAUCACCUGGUGAAGUAGCAACUAUGCUAGGGAAUGCACCUUUUUCUUGCUCAUCAGGCAAUGGCAGUGGACUGGUUGCUCAUUUGCAGUCUGAUAGCAAUAUGAUAAAAACUGAGGAACGAAUUCAUCGGAUAUAUGCUGAUCGACUUAUUGCCUUGACAACUGAGAGAGAUCAAGCUCGGGAGGAAGUUCAUCGACGCGACAUUUUAAUCUCUGAACUUCGUCGUGCACAUGAAGCUGAGAUUAAACGAGUUAAACAACGAACAUGGUGUCAAGUGUGUUUAAAUGAGGCAUUCUACCACUGUUGUCCCGGGACGGCAUACUGUUCUGAAACAUGCCAGUUUGAACACUGGACAGCUCAGCAUAAUCGCGAUUGCCGUCGUCGAACAGAGUCACAACAGCAACAACAAAUUCGUAGCUAG